AUGUAUCUUAAAUUAAAUUUAAUUUUGAUAAUAAAGAUAUUUUUAAAAUUGGCUCGUUUAAUUGUCAAAAUGGUUCACACUUGUCAAAAAGUUUUUGACUCGCUAUCUUUAAUUUCCAUAUUUGGGUCAAAUCAUUUUACCGCGAAAAUCUUAUUUUUCAAACAUCAAGAGAUAAACACUAUUUUAAAUACAAAAUAUGCCAUGACAUCAUUUUGCGAAAACCUUAUGCUGAUUUUUAAAAAAAUUUUUCAAAAUUAA
Messenger RNA from Blepharisma stoltei, 258 nucleotides. The record is from the annotation of a GenBank genome assembly. NCBI's taxonomy places the organism in Eukaryota, Ciliophora, Heterotrichea, Heterotrichida, Blepharismidae.